Messenger RNA from Effrenium voratum, 318 nucleotides. Lineage: Eukaryota; Dinophyceae; Suessiales; Symbiodiniaceae. The record is from the annotation of a GenBank genome assembly.
GUGAUGUCGGACACAUUGGGGUUUGCGGUGGCGGAGAGCCAACGUCUGGGUCUGCCAUGCUUUUUCGGCGACCCCACCCGGGAGCGCUUUCAGGAUGAGGAGGCUGCACUUUGCGCUUCUGAGCUUCCCUGCCACUGGAUGCGCUGCACCGCCGAUGGGAGGCCCCUGCCCAACCUUCUGCAGGGCGUCAAGUUCCAUCCUUCCAGCAUCGUGAAGGGCCCAGUGCCCCAGGGGGAGAUCCUGCCCCGCGGUAGCGGCCGGGGGCGCUUCGGCCUGGAGCUGCUGCAGAAGCUGGUCCACAGCGCGAAGAAGGCGAAG